AUGGAUCAUGGAUCAUGGAUCAUGAAUCACCUACGCCAUCCGUUCGAAUUAGCCGUUGACACAAAAUCAGAGUCAGCACCCGAUCCGAAUGGGGAUUACAAUGGGCAUCGCAAUGGCGAAGGCAACUUAAUUCCACUAGCCAAAGCGGAAUAUUUGGUGUCCACUUUCCAUUCCGCAGAAAGCCUGGACGAUAUGCUCCAUGAGCUUGGGGACGAUCUAAAGAAAGAGUUCCGCAAGUUUGCGGCCAAAACGAGACGUGGCCAGCGCAACGAUGCUACUGUCCUAGAUGUAUUCCGACCAUCUCGACUUCAGGGGCUUAGGGACAGUGGGCAUGUGCAUUUCGGGCUCGGGGAUGCGCUGCAGUCUGCUGGUUUGAAGAAGAGGGAGGGGAAGAUUGAGGUUAUCAAGAAGCUGGAAUACCCGUCUAACGCUGCUCAGCUGGAGGCUGGCCUAGGGCUGUUCGGCUAUUACCGCAAAUACUGCCUUGGCUACUCUUAUGUCGUAGAACUGAAAUCUGUGUAA
Molecule: messenger RNA, 522 nt
Organism: Aspergillus clavatus NRRL 1
Lineage: Eukaryota; Fungi; Ascomycota; Eurotiomycetes; Eurotiales; Aspergillaceae
Exons: 2
Coding region: 1-522 (173 amino acids)
Source: RefSeq, a predicted model, not a curated record